AUGGUAAAAUAUAGAAAAAGGUUUUUUGAAGACCAUGAGAAUGUUGUUGAAGUGUUGUCAGACUGGACUCGAGACAGUGAGAAUAAGAUUCUAUUUUUGGAAAAAAGUGAAAAAUAUGCUUUGUUUAAAAAUCCACAGAUGGAGCAAACGUGUGAUGAUAUAGAUGAAAUGUUCAGCAAUUUACUUGGGGAGAUGGACAUGCUAACCCAGAGUUUAGGAGUGGAGAAUGUACAAACUCCAUCCCCCCAAGUGACCAACAAGGAAUUCAGCUUUACUGUAGGUUUUAAGGAUUUAAACGAAUCUCUAAAUGCCCUAGAGGACAAAGACCUUGAUGCUUUAAUGGCUGACCUUGUAGCAGACAUAAAUGAAGUUGAACAGAGAACUUUACAAGCCCAGAAAAAUACUUCUGGCUACCAGCAAAGUGUGGCCACUCAGCCUCCAACAGGCAUGGAUAAUGACUUUUGUAGUAAAUUAAGUCCCUGUGCUAUCAUUACGGGACAGUUUAAGAACGACUUGCCCCCUCCACCUCCAGCCCCCAAUUUAGACCUUCCACCACCACCACCACCACCUCCUCCCGAACCACUCAGCCAGGAAGAGCAAGAGGCAAGGGCUAAAGCUGACAAAAUUAAACUUGCGUUGGAGAAACUGAAGGAAGCUAAAAUAAAAAAGCUUGUUGUCAAGGUGCACAUGUAUGAUAACAGCACUAAGUCACUAAUGGUGGAUGAACGUCAGGUGACACGGGAUGUUUUAGACAAUCUCUUUGAGAAAACCCAUUGUGACUGCAGUGUGGACUGGUGUCUAUAUGAAGUCUAUCCAGAGCUGCAAAUUGGUAAGUGGUAUAGGAGUAGGGUUAUUUUUGAUAUAUUAUUUUGAUAUAUAUUAUUUUAA
Messenger RNA from Meleagris gallopavo (turkey), 888 nucleotides. The record is from RefSeq and is a predicted model, not a curated record. Lineage: Eukaryota; Metazoa; Chordata; Aves; Galliformes; Phasianidae.